Acanthopagrus latus (yellowfin seabream) is the source of this 3955-nucleotide messenger RNA. Its product is annotated as trichohyalin. The record is from RefSeq and is a predicted model, not a curated record. The transcript has 31 exons. NCBI's taxonomy places the organism in Eukaryota, Metazoa, Chordata, Actinopteri, Spariformes, Sparidae. Bases 115 to 3768 code for a protein of 1217 amino acids.
ACUGUUUCCAGGACAACCAACUGACGCUCCUGUCAAUCAAGCGUCAGAGCGGCAGAGCUGUGAGCCUCAAGUUCAGCACCGACUUAAAGCUCCGCGUUUGUCCACUGAAAAGAAAUGGCUGACAGAGAGGACGGAGUAAAGACAGAUGCAGAGGACACAGAUGAGCUGCUUUAUACUGAUCUCAAUGACAGCAGCAGUGUGUCUGGUCCGGACCCUUCACCUCUCAAACUGGACCACUGCGACCUUCUCCUAGAUGCUCUCGAUGCUCAGCUCGGUCAACUGCGGGUCCAGCCCCAGAAACAUCAGGCAAUGUCCAGAGAGCUUGAUUGCAGCUAUGCAGCUCCAUUUCAGUGGAGUCAAUCACUGAGCAAAGACACAGGUCUUGGAAGUACAACUCAGACAAAUGACACUCCCAUGUCUGGUCUUGAUUUGAUACACACUCUAACGAUGGAGCAAACAUCAGAGAAAAGCACAGGCUGCAGGGAAGCUCCUGUCACUCACGAGGUAACUAAAGACAAGUUAGACAGAAGGACAAGAGACAAGGAGGAAAUGGAGUCUCAGAGGGAGCAAGUUAUCUGGAGGCUGGAGAGGCUGCUUGGAGAAACCUGUAGCGAAGGAGUGAUGGCUGCAGAAACUCUCCCUCCUUCAGACAGCAUCUGCACUGAGGACUUUGUCAGGUGCUUUAGAGACGAGAUGGUCGAGUUGCCAUUGCCAGAGAGUAAUUUACUGCAACUAGAUAGAGCUGCAGUGACUCAGAGGACAGAAGGAUCUGACUGUGAUACUUACCGAUGUGACCAAAAGGGCCAAAGUGUUCUCAGUGUUGAUGGAAAAGGAACAGCAACGACUUUCAGAAGAGAGCAACUUGCUAGCGAGAAAGCAGGAGGAGAGAGAUACAACACACAACAGAGGCGUAGUGAUGAUGGUAACAUCUCUUACAGAACAGAGGAUGUCGCAGAACAUGAAACCCUGCGGCAGAACAACAACCGCUCCCCUAAGGCCAGGUGUUUGGCAGGAGUGCCUGUGUGGAGUUUUGACACCGUGUCCAUUGACAGUGACCUUGAGUCAGUCUGCACGGAGCAAGUCAGGCAGCAUCUUCACAGGCGGCCAGGGUGGCGCUCUCUCGUUCAGUCCUUCACGGACAUGGACGACUACUGCACCAACACAAGCGACUAUGACACACCCACACAAGAAGAUAGUGAACCUCAAUCUGCAUCAGGUCAGAGAUCCUCUCAUGGAAAUGCACAAAACAGAAGUCCCUCUGUCUGUAAAGCCCAGCGUAAUAAGAGAGAAACUUACAGACUUGUGUGUUCUUUGGGUGACAACGACAAAGACACGGAUGAGGAAAUAAAUCACUGGAGCAGGAGAUGCAGGCCUGAGAGGACGUCAGAGAAGAUGCAGUCCGAUUGGGUCAGGAUGAAAGAGCGUCUCUCUAUACUCCAACAAAAGUGUGAGAAAGAGGAGGAGACACUGCAGCUGAGGAAGACUCAGUUAAAAGAUGUUGAGUUCUCCCUCACUGAGCUUCAACAGCGAAGGAAGCAUGCCUUGCAGGGUUUAGAGCACCUUGUUGCAGAGACAGCAGAACUGGAGAAGGAGAAGAAGACUCUUGAGUUCGUUCUGAGAGACAGCAGGACAGGGACUGACUCUAUCAGUUGUGAGCUUCAGGAGCAGAGUGUCGUUGAUGUAAGAGACAUGGAGCGCUGCAGGCAGACUCUGAAGGAUGGAGCCUUCAUAGAGAGGCCCUGUGUGGUCAUGUCAGUGCUGGAGAGGGAGGAGAUGGACAGACAGCUGGACGGCGCCAAAACAGAACUGUUCGCUGAACAGCGACGCGCAAGAGAGAAGCUAGAGUCCAUGAGAGAGAAAUUGGAGGAGACUCGUGAGGAGCUUCAGAGGGCCACAGAGGCAGAGAGCCUGCUGAGAGGCAGGUGUGCAUGUUUAGAGGAGAAGAAGAGGCAGAAGAAGGAUCAGAUCAAGGCAGUAGAGUUUCAGGUUGGCGAGCUGCAGGGUGAACUGGGAGAAUGUAAGAUCAGAGUGGCUACUCUGGAGAGGAUGUUGGCCCAGAAGGAGCUGAAGCUGCAAGAUUUACAUGAGCAACAUGGAGCCUUACAAGCUGAAAGAGAUGGACUAAAGGGGGAGCUGCAACACCUGGAAACCCAGCACUGCAGUGCAAUGACAGAAGCCCAGGAGCAAGCUCAGAAAGCAGUGGUUAGUGCUGAGGAGGCAGCACUGAAGCAGCAAAAGAAAGAUUUGACUUUGGCUCAUGAGCAGCGAAUCCAAAAGGUUAUUAAGCAGACUGAAGAGGAGAAAGCAAACGCUUUGAGAGAACAAGCUCUGUCUCUCACACGACACAUUGAGUCAUUGAAAACUUCUUUUGAGCUAAAGGAAAAAGAGGCAAAGAAGCUGAGAGAUUCUCUGGAGCAGCAGAAGGAGGAGGCAAAGAAUCGAGAGGAGCAGCUGCAUGCAGAAGCUUUGGAAAAGGUGCACAGAGCAAUAGAGGAGGAGAGGAGGAAAUGGGAGGCAGAAAAAGUGAAAGCAGUGCAGGUGCAGUGUGGGAUCCUGGAGGAGCAGAACAGAAAGAGUCUGGAAACCAUGAAGAGUGAGAUGCAGCGAGAGAAGAGUAAAGCACUGGCUCUUCAACAUAAAGUAGUGGAGCUAAAAACAAGACUUCAGGAGUUGGAGAGCGACAGCUGUGCGCAGCAGAGAGAGCAGGAGUCUUUGCUGGCAGUUAUCUGUAAAUCUCUGAAAGAGGAGCACCAGGCUGAGCUGCAGAAGUUGCAGAGACAGAUGGCACAGCAGAGUCAGAGAGCAGCACUGCGGCUCGAGCAGGCAGCUCAGCUGGCACACAGAGAGGCAGACCGGCUCCGGAUGAUGCUGGAGGAAAGAGAGAGCAGCCAUAAACUGAUCACAGCUGAGCUGGAAGAGCAGCUCAGGCGCUGGACCCAGGAGCUGGGAGCAGAGUGCCAGCAUCUACUCCUCUUAGUGGAGCAGAGUGGAGCCAAACACAUUUCUGUUCAACUACCUCCCAGUUCUACGGGAGCUGAGGCUCUUACAAACCUGAGAUCCCUUAGAGAGCAGUUGAAGCGCAUGAUUAGCCAUCUGCACCAGGAGCUUCAUUCACAGAAACAAACCACGGAGCAGCUGAGCCAAGACAAGGAGCGAGAGCUGAGCAUCCAGAGGAAACAGCUGAGGAUGGAGAGAGAUCAAGCCUUGGAUUCUCUGAAGGAGCGUCUCAUUCAGGAGCACAUCGAGGAGUUAAGCAGUCUGAACUGGGCUCACAUGUUUGAUGGGGCAGCCGAGGGAGGAGGAGUGGCGGCGUCUCUUCGCAAACAGCUGAAGGCCAAAGACGUGGAGCUGAGGCUGGUUCAGAGGAGCAUGGCUCAGUGGAGAGAGCACACUGCAGCUCGUCUGGCAUGCAAGUUCGAGGAAGAGCUGACAGCUGAACUGGAGAGAAAAGCAUCAAAGACUCGAGAAGAGAGGCGGAGAGAGUCUGAGAGGCCUGAAGGAGGAAUGACGCUCAGUGCAACGCAGGAAGCUCCAUAUUCACUUUGCUCUCCCUCCCUGCAUGUCGCUGCCUCCCACAGACCCUCAGACGUGGCUUCAUUUAAGCUCCUGCGUUACCUCCAGAGCAGAGUCAAGCAGCUCCGCGUAGAAAACCAGUCGUGCAGCUGGAGCCCGUCGUCUUCAAGCACAGUCCCUUUAGAUCUGUCAGGAUCCUAUCUUACAACGGCUCAAGCUCUUGAAGUGGCACACAUGGAGCUCACUCAGAGUUAAGACGUCGCUGGAGUUCAGAGCCACUCAUCAUUCAGGACACUGAGUCUGCAGCACCAUCACAUUUCCAUGUCCUCCUCUCCAGAGCUGUGGGCCACAGGGAAGCUGUACAGAGAGGAGUGUGUUUCUGCAGGUGGACUGGAGGGACUGUGAGGGGUGGGAGAUGGACACGGAGUCAGAGGCUGCCGAG